Molecule: messenger RNA, 630 nt
Organism: Funneliformis geosporum
Lineage: Eukaryota; Fungi; Glomeromycota; Glomeromycetes; Glomerales; Glomeraceae
Source: the annotation of a GenBank genome assembly
AUGAAUAGAACUUUAACUAUUGAUCCUUCCAGUGAUGGAACGACUGGAUACUUUCUGAUUGAUGAAAGUAUGAGUGCAAUGAAUUUUUUUGAAGUAAAAAGCACUGUUUUUAAUCAGCAAAUGACUAGUUUAUAUGAAUUGGUUAGAGAACAUCAACCAGCCAAUAUUGUUUAUGAAGGCAUCCAAUAUAUCAAUAAGGACAAUAUAAGCAGUAAUACCGGCUCUUUAUUUAAAUUAAUGGGAUCAAUUGAAAGUUUAAAAAAUAUGAAAAGUAAAUUACAAAAAUAUUCCGAUCAAGAACUUGUUAGCGAGUUGGAAAGGAGAAAAGAAAUUAAAGAGAAAUUGGCUAGAAAUAAUUUGACUAUGUUGAUUAGUUCUGAUAUUAAAGAGACUAUUAGAAUUCCCAAAAGAGUUAAAAAGAUAAGAGUUUGUGAUGAAAAAGAACUGGAAGGUGAACGAAGUAAAAAUCGAUUACAAUUGCUCUUUAAACAAUUAGAGGAAGUCAGCGAACUGGAAACCUUAGCAAGAUUAGAAGAAAAGUUAUUAGCAACUAUUAACCAAGAAAUUGAGAAGAUUGAAGAAAAUAACCAGCAAGACCUGGCCCAAGAAUUAACUAAUGAGGAAUUGUGA